AUGACGCUCUUUAGCAACCCUCAAGACUCCGACAUAGUCUUGCAGCUACGCGAGGAUAAGAUCUACGCACAUCGAGUUGUGCUGCGAUUGUGGUCACCCUUCUUCAACAAGGCGUUAAUGUCAAACUUCGCGGUGAGUCCACUAAAGCAUCUCUACGAUAACAUCGCUGACUUUGUGACAAAGGUAGCUACGAACCCUGUUUUUGAGCUAGACGAUCAAGAUGACGACCUUGAAGCCAUCAUUGCCGUGGUCAAGCACAUGUAUGGCAUGAAGUAUAAUGAGCACGCACAAAACACCGUACAUCCUCAAAAAGUUGGAGUCUGGAGGCAUAGUCCUGUACUGAGAAGCGAUCUUGCAGUUUACACCAUGGCAGAUAAGUAUGACUGCCGUGCUGUUCGUCGAGCUGCCCUUGAAUCUUUCAAAGCCACCCUGCAUCGAAUCAAGAGCCAGCCAUUCCUCAUUCACUAUUACCUUCCUAUCAUUGCAUAUGUCUGCGGAUCCGAGGCACCUCGGCUUGCGGAUCAGUCUCUGUACAACGCUAUAAUCGAAUUCUUCUUCAACGAACAUGUUGAGCUCAAAAGGUGGAGGGGGUACAGGGAUGCCAUUCGUCGCGACGAUGUGUUCGAUGCUCACUGCACCAGGAAAUUGAUGGACGCCGAGCUGAUUGAGAGCAUGCGUUUGAGCCUUGACGAUGUUGAUUAG
This is a messenger RNA of Aureobasidium musti, 702 nucleotides long. The record is from the annotation of a GenBank genome assembly. Lineage: Eukaryota; Fungi; Ascomycota; Dothideomycetes; Dothideales; Saccotheciaceae.